This is a messenger RNA of Mus musculus (house mouse), 2597 nucleotides long. It is a transcript of the gene Adam4, whose product is annotated as a disintegrin and metallopeptidase domain 4. Gene Ontology annotation, molecular function: metalloendopeptidase activity; metallopeptidase activity. Gene Ontology annotation, cellular component: membrane. The transcript has a single exon. The record is from RefSeq and is marked validated. Gene Ontology annotation, biological process: proteolysis. Lineage: Eukaryota; Metazoa; Chordata; Mammalia; Rodentia; Muridae. Bases 195 to 2486 code for a protein of 763 amino acids.
UGCUUUUCCCUCGGGCUUCUGCCAUAGGUUCUCCAGAUCCCUGAGCACACAAUGCUUGGAUGAGCAUAGCAUUGUUAGGUAAUAGCCUCCCUCCCUUUACUUAGCAGAGGUUGUAAGCCUCUUGCCUCUGCUCUCCUCAUGCUCUGAUGUCUUAGUUUUGUCUGUCACCCAGUGGACCAGAUUUGGUUUGGUCCAUGGCUCCCUUCCUCAGACCAUCUACCUGGACUUUGGCCCUCCUGAGAGGUGCUCUCUGGCUCUCUGUGCUCUGGGCACUGUUGUCUCCUGCCUGCUGUUCCCGUAGCCCACCCAAAUGGCGCUUCUCUACCUCUGAAAUUGUCAUCCCCAGGAAGGUUCCCCAGAGAAUGGGCAAAAGUGAUAUGUCUGGGCACAUCACCUAUAGCAUGCGCUUUAGGGGACAAAGACAUGUGGUCCACAUGAAACUCAAGAAAAACAUGAUUCCUCAAAAUUUUCCUGUAUAUACCUCUAAUGACCAAGGAGCCCAACAGAAGGAUUACCCAUUUGUUCCUCGGGAUUGUUACUUCUACAGCUUCCUGGAAGGAGUCCCUGGGUCCCAAGCUAUACUAGAUACCUGUACUGGAGGUCUGAAAGGCAUGAUACAGGUGGAUGACUUCACUUAUGAAAUCAAACCAUUGGCAUCUUCUUCCAAAUUUGAGCAUGUAAUUUCUCUGCUUGUGGUGGAUGAAAGGUCACGUGAGUCAAAAAAGUGUAGAAAUGAUGAGAUUAUGGCAAAGGCAGGUGACCUCUCUGAAGAGACCAAGCUGGCUGGAAGUCCCAGAGCAGCCCCUGUAUAUCUGUGGCGUUACCAUUUGAAAAGUGUAGGAAUACACUACACGGUGACUCAUGACUUAUUCAAACAAACUGGGAGCAAUUCCUCCACCUCAGUUGAGUUAAUACUGAUUAUGAAUAGCAUUUCAGAUAGCAUUUAUAAAAUAAGUGGAUUGAUUGUGUAUGCACGUGGUGUAUGGAUUUGGAAUACGAAGAACCUGCAUACUGUCCCCGGUGAAAAUCCCCACCUUGAUCCUUGGAGUGUUAUGGCAGGUUUUGGUGUAUGGAAAUCUAAAGAAUUGCACGAUUUGUAUGCCACUACAGCUAUUCUCCUUGCAUCAAGACCAAAAAAUACAGAUUAUGGAAGCUUUCAGAAUGGAUUAUGUAACCCCAACUGGGGAGUAUUAUUUACAUAUGUAGGAAAAAACCAUUUAUUUCUGGCUGGAUCUUUCCUGGCACAUGCAGUGGGUCACCUUUUAGAUGUAAGCCAUGAUACACCAGGCUGUGUUUGUUUCAGAAGGAGCAGUUGUCUCAUGGAUGAAUUUCCUACUCUUCAUGAUAUGAUUAGUAAUUGUUCCCAUAAUGAGUUACAUAGGAGGAUCCAUGACUGGGACCCUUGCUUGAGUUUAGAGCUAAAAACAGCUAAAGAAGUAAACAUGUAUGAAGUUCCUCGUUGUGGAAAUAAGAGAGUGGAGGCCAGUGAGAAAUGUGACUGUGGUUCUGUGAAAGACUGUACCACUGAUAAGUGUUGUGAAGUCAAUUGUGAGUUUACUCAGGGUAGCUCUUGUGCUGCAGGAGGUUGCUGUCUAUCUUGUAAGUUUGCACCCACUGGAACAAUAUGCAGAGACAAAAAUGGUAUUUGUGAUCUUCCAGAGUACUGUAGUGGAGCCUCAGAGCAUUGCCCAGGAAAUUUUUACAUCAUGGAUGGAACUCCUUGUUCUCCACUGGCAGUCUGCAUAGCAGGAAACUGUAGUGACCGUCAUUUGCAGUGUCAAGCUCUUUUUGGAUACCAAGUAAAGGAUGGUUCACCAGCAUGCUAUAAUGAAUUAAAUGUCAAAGGUGACCGAUUUGGAAACUGUGGCAUUAGAAUCAUACGUGGAGGAAGCCAACCUGUCCCAUGUCAAAAGGAGGAUGUUUUUUGUGGAAUGAUCCACUGUGAUGGUGUCAGUCAUAUUCCUGGUGGAGGUGAGCACACUACCUUUUAUCACCUAAAGGUUCAAGAUGUUAAAGAAGAACAGUGCUUUGGGUAUGAUGCACACCAUGGGACAGAACUUCCAGAAAUGGGGCUUGUAGUGGAUGGUGCAACCUGUGGCCCUGGCAAAUAUUGUAAAGCUCAAAGAUGUGUUGCUCAUCCAACUUUGAAUUUUAAUUGCAACAUUAGUUCGUGUAACUUCAGAGGGGUGUGCAACAACAAAGGCAACUGUCACUGUGUUCGAGGAUGGCAGCCACCACAUUGUUUACAAAUAGGAAAAGGUGGUAGUACAAAUAGUGGCCCUCCACCUACCACUCAGAAAAAACAUCAAGCUGAAAUACAUGUGAGUGCCAACAGGCUAAUAGUCAUUUUAAGUAUUCGCAUGAUUCUUAUCUUGGCUUCGAUUCUUUUGGGUGCAGUUUUCAAAGCAAUAUUUGUUUCAGAAACUACAGAAGAGGAGCAACAUUCUGCUGUUAACAGACAGUUGACUUCAUACCAAACUAUUUGAAGCCACACAAUGGACAAAAUCCAUGUCAAUUACCACAAGAAAUUGUCGAUGAUGUGUAACCAUUGAUAAAUUGGAGAAUUUCAUCUUAAAAUAAAAUCACUGAGGAAUUAG